AAACUUGUCUAUUACAUUCGACAAAGCGAAAGUAAGUCAAAGUCCAUGGAGAAGUAAUGUUAUGUAUACCCGGACUAUGUAAAAAUAGAGGUAACCAUGCUUAAACCAAUAUGUCAGUUGCUAUAUGCAAGAAGAUUAUUACAAAGUCUUCCAAUAAUAGAGACCUCAAGCACAAGGUUCAUCACAACCUCAAACUCAACGAAUAAUCGGACGUUCAAAAGUAGUUUCAGAGUGAUCCAAGACACAUCAAUUGAUCCUGUCGAAUCUGAAAGAAAUGAAAAGAAUUAUAAACAGCUAUUAGAUCAAUAUACAAAGCAUGUUGAACUUGCAAAAUCAGGAGGUGGUGAAGCCGCUGUUCAGAGACACACACUGAAACAAAAGAAACUUCUAGCUUCUGAGAGACUCCGGUUGCUAUUGGAUGAUGAAGAGGAUUUCUUAGAGUUGGGGUUGUCAGCAGGCCUAGGGAUGCCAUAUGGAGAUGUUCCGCGAGCAGGAAUGAUAUCUGGUAUUGGAAGAAUUCAUGGAAGGUUAUGCAUGAUAAUUGCCAAUGAUGCUACAGUGAAGGGAGGUACUAUUUACCCUGUUGCUCUCAAGAAACAGUUAAGAGUGCAAGAAAUUGCUGAGCACAACAGACUUCCUACAUACUAUGUAGUUGAAUCUGGUGGCGGCUUUCUGCCUCUUCAGGCUGAAAUAUUUUUACCUGGAGGAAGGACAUUUUAUAAUGAAGCAGUGAUGUCUUCCUUAGGAAUACCUCAGUUAGCAAUAGUCUGUGGCAACUGUACAGCUGGGGGUGCUUAUAUACCCACAAUGGCAGAGGAAGCUGUGAUGAUUCAUAAACAAGGCUACAUAUUCCUGGGAGGACCACCACUUGUGAAGGCAGCUACUGGGGAAGUGAUCAGUGCAGAGGAUUUGGGUGGUGCAACGUUACACUGCAGUGUGAGUGGCUGCACAGAUUAUUUCGCUGAAGAUGAACCUGAAGCUUUUAUGAUUGGUCGAAACAUUGCUGAAACUCUUCCAUCCCAUAACUCCUGUACAUCGGAGUCAAAACCCCCUCUUUAUGAUGCUAAUGAUAUACCAGGGCUUAUUUCUCCAGAAAACAACAUUGAUAUUUACCAGAUCAUAUCAAGAAUCAUUGAUGGAAGCCAGUUUAGUGAAUUUAAAAAGAAAUUUGGGCCAACACUAGUCACUGGUUUUGGAUAUAUUCAUGGGUGCCUGGUGGGAAUUGUGGGAAACAAUGGCUGGCUGUCCGAGCAUGCCGCAGACAAGGGAGCUCACUUCGUACAGCUGUGUUGUGAACGUAAUAUACCGCUGAUAUUUCUACAGAACACCCAGGAUAACCCAGACCCACCAUUGUCAGGGGAAAUGUAUGGCAAUAAACUGAGAGCUCACGCCAAGAUGAUAUCAGCAGUGAGCUGCUCCUGUGUUCCUCUCAUCACCUUCAUCAUCGGUAAUGCCAUCGGACCAACAAGUUACGUCAUGGCAAAUAGAUGCAUGAGCCCAAACUUCCUGUUUUGCUGGCCAAAUGCUGUGUUCUGUAUAGACAAUCCAAAUAAAAUUACUCAAGACCUUCUACAGGCAGGGUCAAGCACUGGGGCAGAUGUUGAGGCAGUAAAGGUCAAGGUCACUCAGAAAAUGAACACAGAGACCACCUCAUUUUAUGCUGCCUCAAGAGUAUGGAAUGAUGGGAUAGUUCUACCUCAAGAAACACGCAAGGUUGUUAGACAGUGCUUGGAGGUUGUGAAUGCAUACAGACAAAGAGACCAACCAAAGGCUCAAGUCAUCAGGAUGUGAUCAGACCUUAGCUGUGAUACGACACUUAUAUUGUUGAUCUCUUAAAAAUCAGUUUAGUUUAAAAUGCACAUAAAUGGCAUUUUCACCUGUAAUUUGUAGCAAUAUGUAAACAGAAAAGAAAAAUCUGAAAUUUACAUCUCAUUUAAUCUAAUAUUUUAUCAAGAUGACUUGUAAAUUAGACAUUUUAUCUGAUCAUUGAGGAAUUUCUCCAUGUACAUGUGAGUUUGUUGUCUAAAGUACAUCCCUAUUCUGAUGUUCUCUUAGAUACAUGCACACACUGGCACCUGACGUUAUAUAUUUUUCUCAAAAUUAAAAGGUAAGAGGUACAUUUUUUUAUGAUGGAAAAAUAUAACGUCAGGUGCCAGUGGAUGUGCACUCUGUCUUGUCCAAGGUGGCAUCUUGUUGUUAUAAACUAACACCUAGCUGCCGAUUAUUUGAUUGUUUGCACUUUGUAUAUUUUUGAUACUCAAAAAAUAUUUAACAAACAUAACAAAAUACUUCUCUUCAGUGAACAUCUUCAUUACAUUUAGUUGUAUAGGAUAGGAAAGGGUGGAAACUGAAUAUCUGAUAUAACUGAAAGUUACUUAGUAACUUAAAAAAGCUCUGUUAACUCUUUAGCUUGCUUGAACUAUGUGGUGAAACAUGAUAAAAUAUUCGUGAAAUUACUGGUGAUAUGGAAGUAAGUUGGUACACAAAAAUAACAAGUUUAAACAAUAAUCCACUUGAUUCUGUUCUCCCUGUUUGGAAUGAUCAAAGUUUUGGGCUCUUUAAGAUUGUUGUCCAGAUAAGCGAUGUGGCCCAUGGGCCUCGAUUUGUUUUUUCUGUGUGGAAAUAGUAAAUGAUUAAAAUAUUAAAAAUGA
Molecule: messenger RNA, 2651 nt
Organism: Magallana angulata
Lineage: Eukaryota; Metazoa; Mollusca; Bivalvia; Ostreida; Ostreidae
Exons: 11
Coding region: 97-1791 (564 amino acids)
Biological process (GO): L-leucine catabolic process
Cellular component (GO): methylcrotonoyl-CoA carboxylase complex; mitochondrion
Molecular function (GO): methylcrotonoyl-CoA carboxylase activity
Source: RefSeq, a predicted model, not a curated record